This is a messenger RNA of Penicillium oxalicum, 1893 nucleotides long. RefSeq names its product PX and BAR domain-containing protein. Gene Ontology annotation, molecular function: phosphatidylinositol binding. The transcript is spliced from 6 exons. NCBI's taxonomy places the organism in Eukaryota, Fungi, Ascomycota, Eurotiomycetes, Eurotiales, Aspergillaceae. Gene Ontology annotation, biological process: retrograde transport, endosome to Golgi. Bases 1 to 1893 code for a protein of 630 amino acids. The record is from RefSeq and is a predicted model, not a curated record.
AUGUGGAACGAUGAGGACAAUAACCCUUACGGGGCGUUUGACCAACAUGAGUCCCACCUUUCCGACUCGUUACAUUCAGCCGCCCUAUCUCCGCCUACCUAUGAACCCGAUUCCACUCCACCUUCCAGUCGUGACUCCAAUGGAGACCCACCAGACUUCAUCUCCCACCCGGAAGAUUUGAGUGAUCCCGAAGAAGCCGACUACGGCGCCGCCAGCCAACAGUACCCCCGGAAGAGUACAUAUGACAGCCGCAUUGAGCAAAUUCUCUAUGAGAAUCCCGAGAUGCCGAUUCUUAUUACCGACGCUGGCAAGAAUCACGAGGGAGGUGGGAGCUUCAUCGUCUAUACCAUACGGACCGCGGAUCUGGAAGUUCGUCGUCGGUAUUCGGAGUUUGCAUCAUUGCGCCAGACCUUAGUCAACCUCCAUCCAACACUCAUCGUGCCUCCAAUCCCCGAGAAACACAGUAUGGCCGAUUACGCUGCGAAGCCAACCAAGGCCAAGGAGGACACCGCAAUCAUUGAACUACGAAAGCGCAUGCUUGCCGUCUUCUUGAACCGUUGUCGCCGCAUGAAGGAGAUCCGUGAGGACGGCGUCUGGUGGCGCUUUUUGGACCCCAACGUCAGCUGGAAUGAGGUGUUGCACUCUCACCCGGCGUCGUCUGUUCCCAAGAAUAAUCUCAAGGCCCCCCCACUCGAUCCUGCCAAUCCCACGCAGGCCCACGGCUGGCUUCCCGUGCCGUCUUCUUCGGCCAAGCUGAAGCACGGAGGGUCUUCCGCCAGCGGAGGUGCCUCGACGUCGCCUGGCGAUGGUGCGGAAGCAACCGUGCCCAACCCUGGCACUGACGUGCUUGGCCGAUUCCCUCCAGAGUCACGGAAGCUUAGCGAGCAGGAGUUAGACCCAUACUUCAUCAAUUUCGAGGCCUCGACGCGCGAACUGGAACUUCUCCUCCAGGGGAACAUUGAACGCGUGAAUCGACGGACCCUUUCGCAUCUAUCUUCUCUUUCGGCAGAUUUGAUGGAACUGGGUGCUCGCUACAAUGGCUUCUCCCUCUCUGAACAGUCGCCCACGGUGGCGGCGGCCAUUGAAAGGAUCGGCCAGGCUGCCGACACCUCCUAUAUCGAGACCGAAGAACUAUCGACCGCCCUCAGCGCAAGCUUUGCCGAGCCAAUGCGGGAAAGUGCCCAGUUCGCAAGCGUGGUGCGCAGUGUGUUGCGAUACCGGGUCCUGAAACGAGUACAGGAAGACAUGACAAGAGACGAACUGGCCAAAAAGAAGACCCUGCUGGACUCUCUCGAGCGUAGUGAGCUUGAAGCCAAACGAAUCGAGCAGUAUUUGAAUCGCACGUCUCAGCAGCCUAGUGGUCCCCGGCCACAACGUUCUCUAUCCACAUCUUCCGCCCGCAGUAGCGAAGGUGGUGCCAUGUCUGAGGCUUCCAACGAGUCCGAGUUCCCACCCACGCAUGGAGAGUCCCUUGACGGUACUUCGCCGCCUUCUCAGGGCGCCGCCCAUAGGCGCCCAGAACCUACACCGUCGACACCCAGUCACCGCAAAACUUCCAGUGGUAACUUUGUAACGAAUAAGAUCUUUGGUCGCAUUAGCCACGCGAUUCAUGGCUUUGCUGAUGUCGAUCCUGAACGAACCCGCCGGGAUCAGAUCGGAAAGACGAAAGAAAGCCUCAUCCAGCUUGAGCAAGCGCUGGAGGUCUCUGAGAAAGACGUCAAGGAUGCCAGUUCUGGCGUAAUGCAAGACUUGCAACGUUUUCAGAAGGACAAAGAGGCUGAUCUUCGGCGGUACAUGGUUGCAUACGCCAGGUGCCAUUUGGACUGGGCACGUAAGAACCUGGAGACUUGGACCGAGGCAAAAGAUGAAGUGGAGAAAAUUGUCGCCCGCUAG